AUGGCCCACCCGAGGUUGGUGAAGAACGCUGUUCCAGAGGGUGGUCAAGCGGAUGACAGAUCAUGCUCUCAAAUGGACCUUACAAACGGCCAGGUAUCCAACCAUCACUGCGGGUCCUCCAGUAUUCUGAGAGAAUACAAGCUCAGUCAGGUCGCUGUCACAGCAGGCAUCGGGUUCGGUUGUGCGACUUUCAUUUCUACGGUAUGUGCCUAUGGCACCUCCUUUGAGCCUACACCACGAACUACGAUCGGGAUCUUCGCUGGUGUCCUCUACAGCCAAGCCCUCACUAACACCUUUGGCACUGACCUCCUCCCGUACAUCAACGAUGUAUCUGUCUGUUUUCAUGCCUUUGGCACGAUGUCGAUUAUCAUCGCAAUUCUUGCCAAGGCGCCGGUGCAUCAAUCGGCUUCGUUUGUGUUUACGAGGUUCAUUGAUAAUACGGGCGUGGAUGGAGAGGUGGGGUGGGGGGUGAGGGCGAGUAAUGCGUAUGUUGUCAUCGUCGGGUACACCCUACUCGGCUAUGAUUCCAGUGCUCAUCUGAUCGAAGAAACGCACAAUGCGGCUAUGGCAGGCAGUGUUAGCAUCAUUAUGGCUAUCGCAGUCUCUGCCGCCCUUGGUUGGUUCCUUAUCCUGGGACUACUGUUCUCUAUGCAAGAUCUCGAAGGGACAGUCAAUUCCGAGACUGGCCUGCCUGUGAUGCAGAUAUUCCUGGAUACGCUGGGUCGUAACGGGGCGUUUGCUGCGAUGGCAGUUGUGAUAUGCUGCAUGUACCUAUGCGGUCCAAGGUGGAAAUCGCCUCUUCGAACAGGCCUGCCGAGUCUCGGCAGCGAGGUCGCCUUUGCAGCGGCCACUUCCAUUGCGACGAUUGGGCUCUACAUAUCUUAUGCUAUCCCCAUUGCUCUGCGCGUGAUCUACCAUGAUCGUUUCGUCCGAGGUCCAUUCCACCUUGGCAAAUUCUCCUAUCCCGUCGCGGUGGUCUCUGUUUGCUGGAUCAUCUUCAUUACAGUCGCAUUCAUUAUUCCUCAAAUCAACCCUGUCAAUUCCCAGACGUUCAACUAUGCGUCGGUGGCCGUUGCUGUUGUUUCAGCAUAUAGCGUUUGGUUUUGGUUGUUAAGUGCCAGGAAAUGGUUUACGGGUCCGGUUAGACAUGUCGACCAUGACGCUGAAGAAGAGCAAAGUACAUCCGCGGAGAAAGAGGCAUCGGGUGAUAAGCUCUAA
Messenger RNA from Coprinopsis cinerea okayama7#130, 1218 nucleotides. RefSeq names its product GABA transporter. Gene Ontology annotation, biological process: transmembrane transport. The transcript has 13 exons. Bases 1 to 1218 code for a protein of 405 amino acids. The record is from RefSeq and is a predicted model, not a curated record. Gene Ontology annotation, molecular function: transmembrane transporter activity. Gene Ontology annotation, cellular component: membrane. NCBI's taxonomy places the organism in Eukaryota, Fungi, Basidiomycota, Agaricomycetes, Agaricales, Psathyrellaceae.